Molecule: messenger RNA, 2223 nt
Organism: Onychostruthus taczanowskii (white-rumped snowfinch)
Lineage: Eukaryota; Metazoa; Chordata; Aves; Passeriformes; Passeridae
Gene: PMP22
Product: peripheral myelin protein 22
Exons: 3
Coding region: 4-861 (285 amino acids)
Cellular component (GO): plasma membrane
Source: RefSeq, a predicted model, not a curated record
GGAAUGGGAGAAGAAGGCAGCAUGUGGCCAAAGGAUGACUGUCAAACCAGAAGAAAGGCUGGGGGUGUCCCCUGCAGAAUGUGCUGCUGGAAAAGCCUUCAACCUUCAUUUUUUGGCCUUGGUGAGCCCCUGGGAUGUCCCUGUGGGCUCAGGCUGAGUGACCUGCCCCAGGCCCGUGGGCCAAGGCACACUGCUGCCCACUCCUGCUGCCUGGACUGGCCAUCCCUGGAGCUUGGAGGAUCUGGGCACGGAGCGAUGGAUCUGCCCCUCAGCACAGGCAGGCAGGAGGUCAGAGCCGCCACAAGGAGGGAAAGGAGCUGCCUUGGGCUUUGUGGAGCUGUUGGAAGGAGUUUUUCGUGGUGCCAGCAGCUUUCUGCUGCCCCAGCUGCCUCGGGAGUGCCUCUGCAGGAUGUGAGCUGCCGUGGGAUGUCGGAGCGUGGCAGCUCUGGGGAGCUCUGCACGGCCUGGCCCCGUGGACUUCUUGGAUGGAGCUUCAAGGACAAGGAGAGGGAGGAGAGCCGAGAGGAAAGGAGGAGAGGAGAAGAUUUGAGAGAAUGGCUGCAGUCUGUCCAGGCCAUGAUGAUCCUCUCCGUCAUCUUCAGCGUGCUGUCGCUGUUCCUGUUCUUCUGCCAGCUCUUCACGCUCACCAAGGGCGGCCGCUUCUACAUCACCGGAGUGUUCCAGAUCCUGGCGGGGCUGUGUGUGAUGAGUGGCGCUGCCAUCUUCACAGUGAGGCACACGGACUGGCACCAAGCCUCGGAAAACACCUCCUACGGCUUCGCCUACAUCCUGGCGUGGCUGGCCUUCCCCCUGGCCCUGGCCAGCGGCAUCGUCUACGUCAUCCUGCGGAAGCGCGAGUGACGCCGCGGGACGCGCCCCGCGUGACCGGGGCACUCGCGACGUCCCCGCAGCAGACGGAGGCGGGGGAGCAUAGACGAGAAAACGGAAAAGAAAAUUAACCAAAAAACCAAAAAGCCAAAAAAAAAAAAAAAAAGGAAUAAACCCUCCCAUCCAAACCAAACCCAACCGACCCCCCAGAGGAAACACUCAAAGGGUUCCUUGUUAAUUGAAGAUGUAUAUAGUAUCUAUGGUUUAAAAAACCUAUUUAUAACACUUUUUACAUAUAUGUACAUAGUCUUGUUUGCUUCUGUUGACCAUGCGCUGUUUUAAAGCCUAAAGCAAGUGCCUAAGGACCUCUCACUCCUAACAGUGUAACAAGAGCGCAGUGAUUUUUCUCUCGUGCAAAAUCCUCUUUGAGCUGAACUCUCCUGCCCUGUCCCAGCCCGUCAGAGCCCCCAGCUCCGGUUUUGGGCUGGCGUGGAUCAGCCACGCCUGGUUCUGCAGCCGGAGGGCUGGGCCCUGCUCCUGCCACACGCUGUGAUCCACAGGGCAUGUCCAGAUCUGACGGGAGACGCUUCCAAAAGGUUUGAAGGAUUUCGGAGCAAAGGCUUUGAUUGCCCCAAGUGCCUAAAUGACUUAUGUGCCUAAGUCCCACUGCCUUGCCGCCACACCCGCUGGGAAUUUGGGCUUUUAAAUCACUUAGGCCGAGCUGCAAUCCAGCCCGGGCCGUCCUCCCUCGCUCGGCUGCCGGGGCUGGGCUGCGCCGAGCUCUGGGAGCUGCUGCUCCCAGCCUGGAACGUGCUCUGCCCUUGCCAUGGAGCUAAACUGCCCCGAGAAGGCAGCCAGCCCAGUCUGUCCCUGAAAUCCAAUACCAGAUGUAUGAAAUGGUGCUAUCUAUUUACCAUUCCUUGCCCCGCUACGCCAUUUAACCUUAGUCACUGGAAAUUCAGUUAACGACCUUGAGGUAAACAACCAAGCUAGAAAUGAGAAAUAAUUCUGUGUAAUAUAAAUGAGCUAUAACUGCUUUUGUACUUAGAUUUGCUCUUACUAUUAUUUUUAAUAAAGCAUUUAUAACCAAGAUUCCUUUUUCCCCUCCGUGGUGCAGAGGAUCAGAAGCAGCUCUGGCUGGAGCCCGUGGGGCUCUGGCACAGGAGCGAGAUGUGAGUCCUCUGUCUGUCAGCAACGAGUCUGGCCAUGAAUGGAACAGGCACCAGCACAGACCCCGGGCUGCCUCUGAGGACUCCAGACACUGUUGCUUUUUUGAUUAAUCUUAGGUUUUUUUGGGGUUUUUCCUUUUUUUUUUUUUUUUUUUCUCUUUGCUUUUCUGAUUUUAUACCGACUGUGUGGACUAAGAGGCAAUGAAAUAAAAGUCAGAAUAACUCA